Messenger RNA from Rhodofomes roseus, 1094 nucleotides. RefSeq lists its product as uncharacterized. The transcript has 5 exons. Bases 154 to 768 code for a protein of 204 amino acids. NCBI's taxonomy places the organism in Eukaryota, Fungi, Basidiomycota, Agaricomycetes, Polyporales, Fomitopsidaceae. The record is from RefSeq and is a predicted model, not a curated record.
GGGGCUUCCAGUACGUACUUGCUUACUUCCGGAUCCCAGGCUAUCCCAGGCGGUCAGGUUCAUUCAAGUCCACACCUCUGACUUAUAUAUACGGCACAUUGCUUCUUCUACGUUGACACCAGGCUUGGCUUCUUUCUUUACUGAAGUCAAUACAUGUCGCGCCCAUCCAGUACCAUUCACGACAAUGCUCACGCCCAGGUCAUCGCAGAAUCCGACGACUCAGAUAUCAUGGACGAAGUGGUUCGGGCUCUCAGCAUCGAACUCAAGAGAGCACGAGUGGAGUCGGAUCGACUUCGCGCGGAGAAGGACAAGCUGCAACGUGAGUUAGACGAUGCGCGUUUGCGAUUGAGCGAUGUCGAGGAUGGGCGAGAGCAAAAAGUGAAGCGGGAUGAUCGUUCGCUCUACGAGCAGGCUCGUCGAGAGAUCGACAAACUUGUUCAAGAAAAGGACGAACAGAAUGCGAAACACGUAAAGGAGAUGGAGGAUCUCGUACAAAAGCUCACGAGGCGAAAGGAGAAGUGCCGGAACGUCAAGGCCGCUCUCGAAGAGUCCCGAAAUGCCCUAACUACACUUCGAAGUGCAGCUGCGAGCGCGAUCGCCGAGCUCUCUGUGGACGGUGUCUCGACGUCUCGAAAGCGGAAACGUGAAGACGAUGACGAAGGGCACCCCGAGACAACGGAGGGUGGAUCGGAGGCCCGAGAGUCUCCUCAGAGUGCCAAUGAACUCCUGGUUGAUUACUCCAUCUGGUCUUAUGAACCCAAAAGCUGAUCUUGACGUACGUGAGCAGGAUCUGCGACAGUUCAUGGGAGUUCCAGAGGGGGAGCCUUUGAGUGGCCCAUCCGUGGAUCAUUUUGAGACAUUUAUUGGGACUCACAAACACUGGAGUAAGUUGAUGUCGGUAAGUCAAACUGCACGUUAUGCGGUUACCCAGAUGAUCAUCCACGGAAUUGCUCUUACAUAGGCAUUGACCGGUUUCAAAAUGAAGUUGUGCGCGCAGGACAACAUCAUCUGGUCGCACCGUUCAUCCAAACGGUGCUUGUUUGUUUUUCCAGCCCAUUCUUAUUCCUUCAGUACCCAGGCACUUGAACUGCACG